Panonychus citri (citrus red mite) is the source of this 4945-nucleotide messenger RNA. RefSeq names its product TBC1 domain family member 2B-like. The record is from RefSeq and is a predicted model, not a curated record. Lineage: Eukaryota; Metazoa; Arthropoda; Arachnida; Trombidiformes; Tetranychidae. The coding region runs from base 417 to 3242 and encodes 941 amino acids. The transcript is spliced from 2 exons.
AUUAUAAUUACUUUCCACUAAUCAAAUCAACCUUGAUUGUUAUCAUUUUGUGUGGUUCAAUAUUAAUAACAUUGAUUAACUGUAACAAAUGACUAAUCCUAUUUGAAUAUCUAUACGUUUCUAUUUUUAUCUGAAUAGGAAUAAACCACCUUCCAAUUAGAUUUAUACAUGAAAGGUAAACCACACAAAUCUAUAGUUUAACAAUCAAUCAGUUGAUUAAUUACAUUUUCUCCUAAUUUGGUUUAAAUUGUCCCAGUUAAUAUUUCUGUCUCUGUUGAACAACAUUCUAGUUGUAGAUCUGUUGUUUCUUUAUCUUCCAUCAAAUGAGUUCCAUGUGAUGUUCAAUAUAUUCAGUGUUUUCCAAUCUCUCAACCAUCAUUAUCAUCAUUUCUACCUUAUCAAAUUGAUCACUAAUUAUGUCGAUGGAUUUAAUAAGCUUUGACCAAUCUGAUGGAGACACAGAGCCACUGACCAAUGGUUAUACAUGUAAUGGAUCUGAUGAAAUGUUAAACGAUGACCAAAUUACUGAUAAAUCUGAGAAUCAACCAUCAGAGUCAUCCCCAACAAUAAUUAUCUCAUCAUCUGAUGAAACAUUAUCAACAACAACAACAACACCAACAAUUUGCUUAAGGCCAAGAUCUUUUUCCUCUAAUUCGGUUACAUCAACUUCUUGUGGGACAACAACAUUAUCUGGUUACUUUAAUAAGCUUGGUAUCAAGGGUGGUAUUCGUAGUUAUAAACGACGAUGGUUUACCUUUGAUGAUCAAAGUGGAAAAUUGAUCUAUUAUCGUGAUCCAGAGGAACCAACACCUUUGGAUUCAGUUGACAUAAGAAAAGCAACAUUCUCACUACACCCACAGUUCAAAGACUCUAGUUUCAUUAUAAAAAUAUCGAAUGAUAAACCUCUUCUAUUGGAAACAAAUGAUAGAUCAGUUGCCUUACACUGGUUUGAUACUCUACAAACAUUGAGAAAAAAAUACAUCAUGGAUGAUGAUUUAAACUCAAAAUCUUCCCGAACAAAUCAACUUGUUACCAAAGAAAAUACCAACAAUAACACCUCAUCAUCCCGCUUAGAUCCAUCAAAUGGUUCAGUUUUUUAUGAUACAAAUGUAUUUGUUGGUCGAGAAUGUUCACCAAUACCAUCUAAAAGUGACCUAGAACCAACAACGGAAAGUAAACCCUCCAAUCGAUUAUCAGUUUUUGGUCGUAUCAGGUCAAGAAGUAGUUACCUGGUUAGCGGACGAAAAGAGUCAAAUAAAUCAUCAUCAUCAACCAAUGGAUGUAAUCAAUGUAGUGAAUAUGAAAGUAACAUUGUUAACCUUCAUGAUGAUUUGAAUGCCGUUGAAAAUGAACUUGAAGCUAGUCGUGAAGUAAUCAAAGUAUUACAAUUACAAUUGGAAGCCGCUGUUAGAGAGAAAGAAUCACUUGUCGAGAUUUGCAAAAGUCACACAAUUCCAGAGCAAAUGAUACACACGUUAUCCCAAAGGGAGAAAGAGUUAACCCUUAAUGAGUCUCGAUUACGGCAAAGUGAGAAUAAUAUUGAAAAAUUAACUCAAGAAUCUCAACGAUUAACGAAAGAAAAGGAAAAUACCAAGGAGGAAUUAAAUCUAAUGAAAGAGUUAAUCCAUGUGAAAGAUCAAACUGUCAUGUCGUUGACGAAUAAGAUUUACGAUCUUGAGAAGAAACAAAAAGAUGAAUUCGCUCACAACGAAUGGAACAAUAUUCGUAAAGUGGAUCAAGAUGAAUUGGAAAGUCUAAAGGAUUCGGUUAACGCUUACCAAUUACAGAAUAAAUGUCUUAAUAAAGAGAUAAUUGCUCUUAAUGAUAUAAGACACGUUUUGGAAAAGAAACAACAAGAAUUACAAUUAAAGUGCUACGAUUGGGAGGCUCGUUGUUGUCAAAUUCAUAGUAAACUGUUGUCUCUAUUGAAGGAACUUAAUCAAACCAUUGAGAUGAGUGAAAAUGCCGAUGAAAAUGAUCAGCAACAAUUAAUUUCUAGUAAUCAAUCAGUCAAAGCAUUGGUCACUCGGCUUCUCGAUGAAAACUCAUUGGACAUUCCGUUAAGUUGGAAACCAGGUAAUCGAAAGAGGAGCGAUGAACAUGCCACAUCUUCUGGUACCGAUUUAGAUUAUGAUGAACUUGGAUUUUCCUUGAAACAAUCAGACUGUGAGAUUGAAUUUGGUGAUAAAUUGAGUGGUAAAAGUGAAGCAUUUAAUAAGAUUAAGAAAGCAAAUGAUCCAACCAAUCAAUCGGAAGCUGGACGUCAACAAUUUGAGUGGAAAUACCGAUGGGAUUAUUACAUUGGUAAUUUAGGGUCAAAUGAACUGUCCAGAAAUCUCGAACUUAAAGUUCUUCUUAGAACUGGUGUACCACAAGAAUAUCGAUGUAAAAUAUGGAGAAUGUUAAUCAAUAUUCGUAUUCGAAAUCUUAAAGAUCGUCUUGGUUCAGGUUAUUAUCAAACGUUAUGCGUGAAAACAGUUGAACGUAAAGUAAAUCCUGCGGCUAAACAGAUCGAACUUGAUCUACUUCGAACUCUUCCCAAUAAUAAACACUUUGAGAACAUUAAAUCACCCGGUAUAAUGAGAUUAAGACAAGUUUUAACCUGUUACUCUUUACACAAUCCAGCCGUUGGUUAUUGCCAGGGAAUGAAUCGCUUAGCAGCGGUCGCUUUGCUCUUCAUGCCGGAAGAAGACGCUUUCUGGACAUUGGUCGCUAUCAUCGAAAACAUUAUGCCACCAGACUAUUUUACCGCAAAUCUACUUGGAGCUCAUGUUGACCAAUAUGUACUUCGUGAUUUACUCACCGAGAAACUACCCAAUCUUAAUAGUCACCUUGAAAGACAUGGAAUUGAAUUAUCGCUUUUCAGUUGGUUUCUUACCUGUUUCGUUGAUAACGUUCCGAGUAACAUUUACCUUCGUAUCUGGGAUGUCUUUUUAUACGAAGGUAACAAAGUGCUAUUCCGAUUUGCUCUCGCAUUCUUAAAGUAUCAUUCAUCAACCAUUCUCACCAUGAACGAUUCACUAACCAUUAAUCAAUACAUUCGUCUACUUGGAUAUCGGACAAUUGAUGUUGAUCAUCUUUGUCACAUCUCAUUUAAUUUACUCAAUCCAUUUAGAAUGAGUAAAGUUAAAGCUAAAAGGUUACAUUACACUCAAUUGGUGACCAGUGAACUCAAUAAAUUGGACACUAUAAGGAAAACUCUACCUGCCCAUGAAAAUAACGAUAACUCAGAUAGUGAUUAAACUUUUAUAAUAAAUUGUAAUUUUAAAAAAAAAUCUCAAGUGAAAUGGUAUCACAAUUGAGGCAAAAGACACAACAAUUAACUUGCUGGACCAAAAACUGUUUUUACCCGCGCAGAGAGUUCGAGGUGAAUAGGUUUGAACGAAUUGGUCCCGAAAGUCUCAUCACAGAUCAAUUCUAUCGUUAAUUGUUUCGCUUUAGGUUUAGAUAUAAGAUUAAGGUAGAAAUCGACGAGGAAGGCACAGAAUGUAAUCCAAUGGACUUUCUUCAGAUUUUAGUUCGGUUCUUGUGAUGCCUUCAGGGUCUAAGGGAUUUCCUUUUCGGACAAAGUGUUGCAAACGGUGACCACAAUUCGAGGGAAUAUCGUUAUUUUAUCUCCGAAGCAAAUGUUAACCAGAAUCAGAGAGAAAGAUCGGAUAACUGUAAACGUUUUUUUCGAAUUCUUUGCAACAAAGAGUUUCCGAUAUUUCCACUAAUUGUCCAACUGUUAGAAAUGUCGUAUCAGCGAUCACGGAGGGAACAAGGUUCGAAAAAUCUUCAGAAAAUCCCACCCUAUCUAACGCGAUACUACCGGGGAUUAAAAGGUCAUCUUCUUCAGCCGAUGAGCCAUUCGGUGAAUUGACGCUUUUAACACCUUUUGGACUCAUUUCCAAUGAAACGAUUGGAUUGAUUGUCAGGCCUAAUUUCUAAUUUCUAAUCACAAUUAAGCUAUUGGAAAGGUUUAGGGAUGGGCACAAAUGAUCAGAGAAACUGACCAACAAUGUUUGAUUAACUUUAAUCAAGAGGUUAAUUAGAAAAAAAAUAUUAGUUAACUGAUUGUAAGUGGUGACGAUUUAGGAUUUUCAUUUGUUAACCAAUCAAAAAAUUAAUUCUCAUUUUUAAAUUUCCAUAAAUUGUUGUAAAUUCAAUUUUUCUCAGCAAUUAAGGAUCACAAUUUAAAUUUUUCUUUCAUUAAUCGUUACCAUUUGUUGCUCUUGUCAACAUUCAAUGAGAGUUGAAGAUUAAUCCUCAACCUUAUCAUUCACAAUUUAAUCUAAUCCAAUUUCUUGACAUAAUUAACAAAAUCAAUCCUCAUAAUUGUUGCCACUCCGACAAAUAAUCAACAAUUAAAUUAGAAUUGAUCAAAAUUAACUUUCAUUGGAAAUCAGUUGUUACAAUCAAUUAACAAGAGAAUCAAAUUAACUUUAAAUAGCUUCAGGUAAUAAUAAUUUCCCACAAUUAGAAAGUGAAUUAAGUUAAUUGUGACAAAUCAAUAUUCUCAAGCCUAAAUCAACCCAAUUUUAGAUUAGAAGCUCUAAUCAUAAUCUCCUCAAAAUAACAACAAUUAAUCUAAUACUGUAAAGGUAAAUCAAGUUAAUUUUCCUCAACAAAGUAAUCAAAUUAAUCCUCUAAUUGUAGGUAAAAAAAUUACGAUCUCUCCACAAUUAACUUUACUUUCCUGUGCACCAUCAAGUGGACAAUAUCCUUGGACAAACCGGUUUAAUUGCCAUCAUGUUAGUUUGUUGAUUAAUGACAUUAAUUAGAUUGUAAACUAAUCAUUUCAAGUGUCACAAUAGAAGGAAAUUUUAAUUCGUUAAUCCAGUGAUUAGUUUCCCAAAGAGAGAGAGAGAGAAAAUUAAAGCUCUAAGCAAAUUGAGUGAUUCUUAAUUCUGUGUCAGCAACAGUUGAAGAGACUCUUGAUCAUAUGUUCAUCAUUCAAUAAAAG